This is a messenger RNA of Chelonia mydas (Green sea turtle), 3585 nucleotides long. It is a transcript of the gene PDE1B, whose product is annotated as phosphodiesterase 1B. The transcript has 16 exons. Bases 34 to 1794 code for a protein of 586 amino acids. Lineage: Eukaryota; Metazoa; Chordata; Testudines; Cheloniidae. The record is from RefSeq and is a predicted model, not a curated record. Gene Ontology annotation, molecular function: 3',5'-cyclic-nucleotide phosphodiesterase activity. Gene Ontology annotation, biological process: signal transduction.
CCCGGCUCUGCACCAUUCGCUGGGCCCACCUUGAUGAAAGUGGCAGCCCCCUCCCUUUCCUCUCGGAAUCCGGAUACACCGGGAAGCCAGGGAGGGGCCGGGGGAUCCCGGAGCAGCCAGCGCUGUCCAGGCAGCGGAAUCGCCUGGGGGGAGCAGAAGAUGGACGCCCCGCGGAGCCCCCCGCAGCUGGACCGGGACCUGCUGGAGUCCCCCGAGGGCUGCCCGUCCCCGCUGGAGCUCAAGUCCGGCCCCAGCAAGAAGAUGUGGGUGAAGCUGCGGGCACUGCUGAGGUACAUGGUGAAGCAGCUGGAGAAUGGCGAGGUGAACAUCGAGGAGCUGAAGAAGAACCUGGAGUACACAGCUUCACUGCUGGAGGCCGUCUACAUCGAUGAGACCAGGCAAAUCCUGGACACAGAGGAUGAGCUGCAGGAGAUCAAGUCGGACGCGGUGCCGUCCGAGGUGCGGGACUGGCUGGCCUCCACCUUCACCCAGCAGACCCGUGCCAAGGGCCGGCGCUCUGAGGAGAAGCCCAAGUUCCGCAGCAUUGUCCAUGCUGUUCAGGCCGGCAUCUUCGUCGAGAGGAUGUUCCGCCGGACGUACACAGCCGUGGGGCCUAACUACUCCACCUCUGUCAUCAACUGCCUGAAGACCCUGGACCUGUGGUGCUUCGACGUGUUUGCGCUGAACAGGGUGACGGAGGACCACGCCCUGCGCACCAUUGUCUUUGAGCUGCUCACCAGACACAACCUCAACAGCCGCUUCAAGAUCCCCACUGUGUUUUUAAUGACCUUACUGGACGCACUGGAGGCUGGCUAUGGGAAAUACAAGAACCCCUACCACAACCAGAUCCACGCGGCUGACGUGACCCAGACUGUGCACUGCUUCCUGCUGCGCACUGGCAUGGUGCACUGUCUGACGGAGAUUGAGAUCCUGGCCAUCAUCUUUGCAGCUGCCAUCCACGACUAUGAGCACACGGGCACCACCAAUAGCUUCCACAUUCAGACCAAGUCUGACUGCGCCAUCCUGUACAACGACCGCUCGGUGCUGGAGAACCACCACAUCAGCGCCGUCUUCCGCAUGAUGCAGGAGGACGAGAUGAACAUCUUCAUUAAUCUGGCCAAGGAUGAGUUUGUGGAGCUGCGGUCCCUGGUGAUUGAGAUGGUCCUGGCCACGGACAUGUCCUGUCACUUCCAGCAGGUCAAGUCCAUGAAAACCUCCCUCCAGCAGCUGGAGAGGAUCGAUAAAUCGAAAGCGCUGUCGCUGCUGUUGCAUGCAGCCGACAUCAGCCACCCCACCAAGCAAUGGAGCGUCCACAGCCGCUGGACCAAGGCUCUGAUGGAGGAGUUCUUCAGACAGGGGGACAAGGAGGCUGAGCUGGGCCUGCCCUUCUCUCCGCUCUGUGAUCGCAAGUCCACGCUGGUGGCCCAGUCCCAGAUCGGUUUCAUCGAUUUCAUCGUGGAGCCCACUUUCUCGGUGCUGACGGACGUGGCGGAGAAGUUUGUCCUCCCGCUGGUGGAAGAAGGCUCCAAGUCUAAGUCUUCCUCCAGCCAGCAGAGCAGCUCCCAAUGGAGGCAGCCUUCCCUGGACGAGCAUUCAGAGCUGGGUGACAUCAACGCCGACAUCACCAGCUUCCGCUCCACCUGGACCAAGUACAUCCAGGAGAACAAGCAGAAGUGGAAGGAGCGAGCGGCCAGUGGGAUCACUAACCAGACAUCCAUUGAUGAGCUGUCACCAUGCGAGGAGGAGCCACAUGCACCCGAAAACCAGCACAAUCAGAAUGGCGAUGUGGAAUAGCACAGUCUGCGAGGGAGUGAGGUCCCAUUUCCAACUGAAUGAUGCAGUUUAGUCCAAAGUCUUCGAUGCCAUCGAAAUCAACACCAUCGCAGGAGGAGCCGCCGCAGGCCAGAGGGCAAGCAGGAACAACCAUUGCCAAGAUAUAAAAAUUAAUGUAAACUUAGAGUCAAGGGAAAUCCUGAUGUCACCGAGCACAUGGCCUGAACCCAACAAAGCCUUCCCUCGCCGCCACCACCCCAGAGCCCUGGCAUGGCCAGGCCAGCCACCAGCCCUGCCAAGCCAGGUACUAUAGGCCCCUGUUCCAGCUGCCUUCCUGCCCCACCCCUCCAGCUGGGGCUAUCAGAGGCAUCUCACUGCCCAGCCAGCAACCUCCCGGAGCUGCUGGGCCAGGGCUUUGCCUGUGUCUUUUUAGAGGACGUGUUCUCUGGAAUCCCAAUUUGCCAGACGCCCAGGGAUGAUUGAGGUGCAGAGGCUUCAGGGUGAUCCACAGGCCUGUGGGAGGAGUCUGGGGGAGAAUGGGGGGCCAAAUUGGUCACUUGGGGAAUUGUGGACUCCAGCAGUGCCCCCAGGGCGUCACAGCUGCUUACCUGCCCACUGGAGCCAGGAUGGAUGACCGCUGCACAAUACCUGUCUGGGGUGAUCCCUGCACCCCCCAGACUCAGAGCCCCAGGGCCUACCCUUAGAACAGAGCAUGGGCUGGGUCGCCCCUUGUACCCCCAGACAGACACACCCACUCCUCGCAGGCCAGAAUCUCCUCCCCGUCUCUAGUGGGGUCCCUGCAGAGGAGGGUCUGGCCUCCAGUGGCAAACCCUCCUGACUUGCAGCCCCAAUAUGUAUCUACCCGGAGCCCAACAUUCAAACAGACCCUGUGCCAGGCUCAGGCCCAGCAUUGUGAGAACAGCUAUUGGGCCCCUACCUGCCAGGCCAAGCCCUCAGCUGUGGUGUGGGAUUUGGGCCCACCUUGGGCCCAGGCUGGAAAAGUGGGCGCCAUGGUGUGACACUCCCUGUGCGUUAAACCCCCUUUCUCAGGGCUCCCCUCCAAUUUGAUUGGGUCAGGACCCACUCUCCUUCCUGCGGGGAACCCAGGAGCUCCCUGCAGAUGUCAUGGGGCUGGCGUGGGGGCUGUGGUAUUUCACACCAAGGGGCUGUUGUAUGGAAUCUGCUCUCGCCGGGUCCCGUGCAAGUUACAGAUGCAAGCCCCAUGUUACACAUGUGGGGAGUGUGUUUGUUCUGUGCCACCUUGCACAUGGGUCCUUGCAGCAUGACGGGAGGCUCCACUGGUCACGGGGCGGGCAGUGUACAUGCUUUUGCCUGGAUAAACACUUGCUAAACAGUAAAGGAGCCAGGUACACGCUCCACAAUAAGGCCAGGUGAAGCCACGUCUCCCAGACGUGCAGGGUAAUAAACGGAACUGAGACAAGGGCUUCCCAAGGCCUCGCCACCCCACCACCCCCUCCAUCCUGUGUCUCUCACUAGGCCCCUGAGCCACACCUGUGGAGGAGGGCAUGGAAGGACGGGCAGGGACCGUAGCAGGUGUGUUCACCCUCCGCCCUGUGGGGUAGAAUGACCAUAACAGAGCAGAUUAUUACGCUGAUCCGUGUCCUGUGGCUGGAGGGGGGCUCCAGAGCAGGCCCCUUUGCACACCUGGCUGUUAACAGGACUCGGCUCACAAGCGCAGGGUGGCCUGGAGCAAACUCCACAGCCUCAUUCCCACCUCACAGCACAGGGAUGGUGGGUUUGUUAGGUUUUUUUUUUUUUCUGGGGGGGGGCGGGGGGAGCAUGUUUGAACCC